This is a messenger RNA of Notothenia coriiceps (black rockcod), 9392 nucleotides long. Its product is annotated as inositol 1,4,5-trisphosphate receptor type 1. Gene Ontology annotation, biological process: calcium ion transmembrane transport. NCBI's taxonomy places the organism in Eukaryota, Metazoa, Chordata, Actinopteri, Perciformes, Nototheniidae. The transcript has 59 exons. The record is from RefSeq and is a predicted model, not a curated record. Gene Ontology annotation, cellular component: membrane; endoplasmic reticulum. The coding region runs from base 111 to 7922 and encodes 2603 amino acids. Gene Ontology annotation, molecular function: inositol 1,4,5-trisphosphate-gated calcium channel activity; inositol 1,4,5 trisphosphate binding.
CGGGCCGGUGGUGAAGAGGAGAGCCACAGUCAUGUUGUCCUAGCCGGUCGAGAGAAGGCUGAGCACCCCAGCGUUUACCCGGACCGAGGUGUUCUCUGUGUGUGUCAAACAUGUCGGAUAAGAUGUCGAGCUUCCUACACAUUGGGGACAUCUGCUCCCUGUAUGCAGAGGGGUCCACCAAUGGCUUCAUCAGCACACUGGGUUUGGUGGAUGAUCGCUGUGUCGUCCAGCCUGACGCGGGGGACCUCAACAACCCUCCGAAGAAGUUCAGAGACUGUCUGUUCAGACUGUGUCCCAUGAACCGCUACUCGGCCCAGAAGCAGUUCUGGAAAGCGGCGAAGCCUGGAGGAAAUACGGACACGGUGCUCCUCAACAAGCUCCAUCAUGCAGCUGACCUGGAGAAAAAGCAAAAUGAUUCUGAAAACAAAAAGCUGCUUGGAACAGUAAUUCAGUACGGGAAUGUCAUUCAGCUACUACACCUGAAGAGCAACAAGUACCUGACGGUGAACAAGCGUCUGCCUGCGCUGUUAGAGAAGAACGCCAUGAGAGUGAUGCUGGACACCGCUGGAAACGAAGGCUCCUGGUUCUACAUCCAGCCUUUCUACAAACUGCGCUCCAUCGGGGACAGUGUGGUGAUCGGGGACAAAGUGGUCCUGAACCCAGUGAACGCAGGUCAGCCUCUCCAUGCCAGCACACACCAGCUCGUGGAUAAUCCGGGAUGCAAUGAGGUGAACUCUGUCAACUGUAACACCAGCUGGAAGAUCGUCUUGUUUAUGAAAUGGGGCGACAAUCAGGAAGUCAUCCUAAAAGGGGGCGAUGUGGUACGGUUAUUUCAUGCCGAGCAGGAGAAAUUCCUCACCUGUGAUGAUCACAGAAAAAAACAAUAUGUUUUUCUCCGCACUACUGGGCGACAGUCAGCUACCUCAGCAACAAGCAGUAAAGCCCUAUGGGAGAUAGAGGUUGUGCAGCAUGAUCCCUGCAGAGGGGGGGCCGGCUACUGGAACAGCCUGUUCAGGUUCAAACACCUGGCCACCGGACACUACCUGGCUGCAGAGGUGAAUCCAGAUUAUGAAGAGGAGUGCCUGGAGUCCCGCUCCUCAUUGGACUUGGAGCAGGAAGCGUUACGGGCUCGAUUGAGAAAUGUCCAGGACAAAGUUAUGUACACCCUGGUGUCUGUGCCCGAUGGAAAUGACAUCUCCUCCAUAUUUGAGCUUGACCCUACCACCCUGAGAGGGGGGGACUCACUGGUACCAAGGAACUCCUACGUGCGCCUCAGGCACCUUUGCACAAACACAUGGGUUCACAGCACCAACCAACCAAUUGACAAGGAGGAGGAAAAGCCUGUCAUGCUGCGUAUCGGCACUUCUUCACUGAAAGAGGACAAAGAGGCUUUUGCCAUUGUGCCCGUCUCCCCCGCUGAAGUGAGAGAUCUUGACUUUGCCAACGAUGCCAGUAAAGUGCUGGCCUCUAUCGCAGGAAAGCUGGAGAAGGGAACCAUCACACAGAAUGAGAGGAGAGCGGUUACCAAGCUCCUGGAGGAUCUGGUGUUCUUUGUUGUCGAUAUUCCCAACAACGGACAGGAUGUUCUCGAGAUAAUGGUCAACAAACCCAACAGGGAGCGACAGAAACUCAUGAGGGAACAGAAUAUUCUCAAACAGAUCUUCAAGCUGCUGCAGGCUCCAUUCACAGACAGUGGAGACGGGCCCAUGCUGCGCCUGGAGGAGCUGGCGGACCAGCGCCACGCUCCCUUCAGACACAUCUGCCGCCUGUGUUAUCGAGUUCUGCGUCAUUCUCAGCAGGACUAUCGCAAGAACCAGGAGUAUAUCGCCAAGCAGUUUCGCUUCAUGCAGAAACAGAUUGGCUAUGAUGUUCUGGCUGAGGACACAAUCACAGCUCUGCUCCAUAACAACCGCAAGCUGCUGGAGAAACACAUCACUGCUGCGGAGAUCGACACGUUUGUUAGUCUGGUCCGCAAGAACCGUGAGCCCAGGUUCCUGGAUUACCUCUCAGACUUGUGUGUGUCGAUGAAUAAGUCCAUUCCUGUGACCCAGGAGCUCAUCUGUAACGCAGUACUGGAUCCAGCUAAUGCAGACAUCCUCAUAGAAACUAAACUUGUGCUCUCGAGGUUUGAGAUUGAGGGAGCGCCGCUCGGGGAGAACUCUGUGGAGUCAGAGGAGGACGAAGAGGAGGUGUGGUUGUUCUGGAACGACAGCAAUAAAGAAAUCCGCAGUAAAAGCAUCAGGGAGCUGGCUCAGGAUGCCAAGGAGGGCCAGAAGGAGGACCAGGAGGUGAUCAGUUAUUACAGGUACCAGCUGAACCUGUUUGCCAGGAUGUGUUUGGACCGUCAGUACCUGGCAAUCAACAAGAUCUCUGGCCAGCUGGAUGUGGACCUGAUCUUGCGAUGCAUGUCGGAUGAGGACCUGCCCUAUGAUCUGCGAGCAUCCUUCUGCCGCAUGAUGCUGCACAUGCAUGUGGACCGUGAUCCUCAGGAGCAGGUCACUCCUGUCAAAUACGCUCGACUCUGGUCUGAGAUCCCCUCAGAGAUUGCCAUUGAUGACUACGACAAUGAUGGAACAUCUAAAGAUGAAAUCAAGGAGCGUUUCUGUGAGACCAUGGAGUUUGUCGAGAACUACCUGAGAGACGUGGUGUGUCAGAGCUUCCCUUUCGCAGAUAAAGAGAAGAACAAGCUCACCUUUGAGGUGGUGAAUCUGGCCAGGAACCUGAUUUACUUUGGCUUCUACAACUUCAGUGACCUGCUGAGAUUAACGAAGAUCCUGUUGGCUAUUUUAGACUGUGUCCAUGUGAGCACAGCUUUCCCUUUCACCAAGCCAGACAAAGAAGAUGAGAGCAAAGGUAGUAAUGUGAUGAGGUCCAUUCAUGGCGUAGGAGAGCUGAUGUCCCAAGUUGUCCUGAGAGGAGGGGGCUUCCUCCCAACAACUUCAAACACCAGCUCCACUGGAGACAAAGUGAAGACCCAGACUGAGCCUGAGAAACAGGACAUACUGGUCAUGGACACCAAGCUCAAGAUCAUUGAGAUCCUGCAGUUCAUCUUGAAUGUCCGGCUGGACUACAGGAUCUCCUGCCUGCUGUCUAUAUUCAAGAGGGAGUUUGAUGAGAGUAACUCCCAAACUGAGUUGUCUGUAACUGGAGCAGUGGAAGGACCGAACAAUAUGCCAGGGGCUUUGGAUUUCGAGCACAUCGAAGAGCAGGCAGAGGGGAUAUUUGGUGGAAGUGAAGAGAACACCCCUCUGGACCUGGAUGAUCAAGGUGGCCGUACCUUUUUGAGGGUCCUUCUUCACUUAACCAUGCAUGACUAUCCUCCUCUGGUGUCCAGAGCCCUCCACCUGCUCUUUAGGCACUUCAGCCAGAGGCAGGAGGUCUUGCAGGCUUUUAAGCAGGUCCAGCUGCUGGUCACCAGCCAAGAUGUGGAAAAUUACAAGCAAAUAAAGUCAGACUUGGACCAGCUUCGCUCUAUUGUAGAGAAGUCUGAGCUCUGGGUGUACAAGAGGCAGGGGCCAGACGAGGGCAUGGACGCUGGAGAGGGGCUCUCCUCUGAAUCAGAGCAUAAAAAGGGGGACUCAGGGGGCACAGACAAACCGAAGAAAGCAGAAAGCACCAGCAGUUACAACUACAGGGUAGUAAAGGAGAUCCUGCUGCGGCUCAGCAGGCUUUGUGUCCAGGAAGGCCUGUCGGGUAGAAAGAGCAAGAAACAGCAACAGAGGCUGCUGAGGAACAUGGGGGCUCAUGCUGUCGUCCUGGAGCUCCUACAGAUCCCCUACGAGAAGGGAGAAGACUUGCGUAUGCAGGAUAUCAUGAAGCUAGCUCACCAGUUUCUACAGAAUUUCUGCGCAGGAAACCAGCAGAACCAGGCCCUGCUGCACAAGCACAUCAAUCUUUUCCUCAACCCAGGGAUUUUAGAAGCUAUCACCAUGCAACACAUCUUCAUGAACAACUUCCAGCUGUGCAGUGAGAUCAAUGAGCGUGUGGUUCAGCACUUUGUCCACUGCAUCGAAACACACGGCCGCAACGUGCAGUAUCUCAAGUUCCUUCAGACUAUUGUCAAAGCAGAGAAUAAAUUCAUCAAAAAGUGUCAGGACAUCGUCAUGGCAGAGCUGGUGAAUGCUGGCGAGGAUGUUCUGGUCUUCUAUAAUGACCGCGCCUCCUUCCAGACACUGGUCCAGAUGAUGCGAUCAGAGCGGGACCGCAUGGAUGAGAACAGUCCUCUGAUGUACCACAUACAUUUGGUGGAGCUCUUGGCUGUCUGCACUGAGGGAAAGAAUGUCUACACAGAGAUCAAGUGUAACUCUCUGUUACCCCUGGAUGACAUAGUGCGGGUGGUGACCCAUGAGGACUGCAUCCCUGAGGUGAAGAUUGCCUAUAUCAACUUCCUGAACCACUGCUAUGUGGACACUGAGGUGGAAAUGAAGGAGAUCUACACCUCUAAUCACAUGUGGAAACUCUUUGAGAACUUCUUGGUAGACAUUUGCAGGGUGUGCAACAAUACAAGUGACCGUAAGCAUGCAGACAUCAUUCUGGAGCAAUAUGUGACGGAGACGGUCAUGAGCAUUGUAACAACUUUCUUCAGCUCGCCUUUUUCUGACCAGAGCACCAGCCUGCAGACCCGGCAGCCAGUCUUUGUGCAGCUGUUGCAGGCAGUGUUCAGGAUCUACCAUUGCACCUGGUUGGUCCCAGUUCAGAAGGGCUGUGUUGAGACCUGUAUCAAGGUUCUCUCUGAUGUCGCCAAAGGCAGAGCAAUAGCCAUCCCUGUGGACCUGGACAACCAGGUGAGCAACCUGUUUGUGAAAUCCAACAACAUUGUCCAGAAGACGGCCAUGAGCUGGAGACUCUCGGCUCGCAAUGCUGCCCGCAGAGACUCUGUGGUGACUGCUUCACGGGACUACAGGAACAUCAUCGAGAGGCUGCAGGACAUUGUGUCAGCUCUUGAGGACCGUCUGCGCCCGUUGGUCCAAGCUGAGUUGUCAGUUCUGGUCGACGUGCUGCAUCGUCCCGAGAUGCUCUUCCCUGAAAACACAGACUCACGCAAGAAGUGUGAGAGCGGAGGUUUUAUAUGCAAGCUGAUCAAACAUACAAAGCAGCUGCUGGAGGAAAAUGAGGAGAGACUGUGCAUCAAAGUUCUGCAAACGCUGCGCGAGAUGAUGACUAAAGACCGAGGCUAUGGAGAGAAGCUCAGGGCCUUUGAUGAUGAGAUGGAUUUGCCCAAGCAGCUGGAUCAGAACCAGCCUGAGAAGCUGUUGGAGGACCAGAAGAGGGGCGAGGCUCUGAGGCAAAUUCUGGUGAACCGUUACUAUGGCAACUUUUAUCGAAGUGGUGGGCGGAGGGACAGCCUGACGUCAUUUACCAAUGGCCCCCUCAGUCCGGUAGGACCUGGCAAAAGCCAAUCAGCGUUAGGAGGUCCUGGGGGUCUGAGUCGUGGGGAAAUGAGCCUGGAAGAGGUGCAGUGCCACCUGGACAAAGAGGGAGCCUCUGACCUGGUCAUUGACCUCAUCAUGAACACCACCAGUGACCGAGUCUUCCAAGAAAGCAUCCUCCUGGCUAUUGCCUUGCUGGAAGGUGGAAACACCACCAUCCAGACCGUGCACCUACAGAACUUCCUUCGCUGUCAAAACAACAAAAACAACUACAACCUGGUGUGUGAGACUCUGCAGUUCCUGGACUGUAUCUGCGGCAGCACCACAGGUGGUCUCGGUCUGCUGGGACUGUACAUCAACGAGAAGAAUGUUGCCCUCAUCAACCAGACUCUGGAGAGUCUCACAGAGUACUGCCAAGGCCCCUGCCAUGAAAACCAGAAUUGCAUUGCCACACACGAGUCCAACGGUAUUGAUAUCAUAAUUGCCCUGAUCCUCAAUGACAUCAACCCACUUGGGAAAAAGCGGAUGGACCUGGUGUUGGAGCUCAAGAACAAUGCAUCCAAGCUGCUGCUUGCCAUCAUGGAGAGCCGCCAUGACAGUGAAAAUGCAGAGAGGAUUCUGUACAAUAUGAGGCCUAAAGAACUGGUGGAGGUAAUAAAGAAGGCCUAUCUGCAGGGCGAGGUAGAGGUUGAAGACACAAAGGAGGAGGAGGAUAACGGGGAAGAGGAGGAACACGAUGCUGCUUCCCCCCGAAAUGUGGGACACAAUAUCUACAUUUUAGCUCACCAGUUGGCGCGUCAUAAUAAGGAGCUGUCCAUAAUGUUGAAGCCGGGAGGGGCCAACGGAGAGGGAGAUGAAGCCUUGGAGUUUUACGCCAACCACACUGCUCAAAUAGAGAUUGUGCGCCAGGACCGCACCAUGGAGGAGAUAGUGUUCCCCGUGCCCAACAUCUGUGAGUUCCUGACCUCUGAAUCAAAGCUGCGAGUGUACUACACCACAGAGAGAGACGAGCAGGGCAGCAAGAUCAACGACUUCUUCCUGUCAGCAGAGGACCUUUUCAAUGAAAUGAACUGGCAGAAGAAACUCAGAGCCCAACCCGUGCUAUACUGGUGCUCCCGGAACAUGUCGGUGUGGAGCAACGUCUCCUUCAACCUGGCUGUGCUCAUGAACCUGCUGGUCUGCUUCUUCUACCCCCUGGAGGGGAUACAUGCAGGUAUGCUGGAUCCCCACCUGUCUGCGCUGCUGUGGAUGGGAGUCUUUGCCACCAUGGUCAUUGUGAUCAUCAUGCCCCAACCGCUGGGCAUCCGUGCCCUCGUCAUCAUCACAAUCCUUCGUCUCAUCUUCUCUGUUGGCCUGGAGCCAACACUCUUCCUUCUGGGUGCCUUCAAUGUGUGCAAUAAAAUCAUCUUCCUGAUAAGUUUCGUGGGGAACCGAGGAACCUUCACACGAGGCUACAAAGCAAUGGUGUUGGACGUUGAGUUCCUCUACCACCUCCUUUACCUCAUCAUAUGCUCUCUGGGGGUGUUUGUCCACGUCUUUUUCUACAGCUUGCUGCUGUUCGACCUGGUAUACAGAGAAGAGACUUUGCUGAAUGUUAUCAAGAGUGUGACUCGUAAUGGACGCUCCAUCGUGCUCACCGCUGUGCUGGCUCUCAUCCUGGUCUACCUGUUUUCCAUUGUUGGAUACAUUUUCUUCAAGGACGACUUUAUCCUGGAGGUGGAUCGUCUCCCCAACACAACUCUGAAAAAUGGAGCCAGUUUGGCUAGUGAGUUUCUGUCUGCAGGAAUGUGUCAGGGAGGGAAUGAUGAGAACUGCACCACAGAAGCCCCGCCGGAAGAUUUGGGGCAGAACAUUGAGGUGGAAAGCAGCAUGGAGCGGACGUGCGACUCUCUACUAAUGUGCAUCGUCACUGUGCUGAGUCAUGGCUUGAGGAGUGGGGGGGGGGUCGGGGAUGUGCUCCGCAAGCCUUCCAAAGAGGAGCCUCUGUUUGCAGCCAGAGUGAUUUACGACCUGCUGUUCUUCUUCAUGGUCAUCAUCAUAGUCCUCAACCUCAUCUUUGGUGUUAUCAUCGAUACCUUUGCUGACCUGAGGAGUGAAAAACAGAAGAAAGAAGAAGUCCUGAAGACUACCUGCUUUAUCUGCGGUCUGGAGCGGGACAAGUUUGACAACAAGACGGUGACUUUUGAAGAGCACUUCAAAGAGGAGCACAACAUGUGGCACUACCUCUUUUUUAUUGUGCUGGUAAAAGUUAAAGACUCCACCGAAUACACAGGACCCGAGAGCUACGUGGCUGAAAUGAUCGAGGAGCACAACCUGGACUGGUUCCCACGAAUGCGAGCCAUGUCACUGGUGAGCAGUGAUGCAGAGGGGGAGCAAAAUGAAAUCAGGAACCUGCAGGAGAAGCUGGAGUCCACCAUGAGGCUGGUGUGCAACCUGUCAGGACAGCUGACUGAGCUCAAGGAGCAGAUGACGGAGCAGAGGAAGCAGAAGCAACGGAUUGGUCUUCUUGGUCAUCCUCCUCACAUGAACAUCAAUCCCCAGCAGCCUGCCUGAGGGCCCUUGGGGCCAGUUUCACCAGUGCCUGAGCACUCCUGUCAGUGCACGUCAUGUUGGACAGGAGAAUGCCAAAUGAUGUCCGUCUUCAGUAUGUAUUUAGGUCAAUGUCUGACUGUAUACUUCACCAGAGACUCCUACAAUAAGUGUUUCUACAACAUGCGUGCUUCUGAGUGUCUGGGUGAAGCGAAAGUUAUUUGAGUAUGUUACUCGCGGACUGUAGUGUGGAUGUGUCUGUGUGGGCGAAGUGUGCCCCAAGUGCCUCGGGACCUGAGAAGCGAGUCCUGUGGGUUUAGGAGAUGAAAACACUGAAUUCAGCUUUACUACCCCAAAUGCCUUCUGCGUUGUAUCAUACUAACACCAUGCCAAAGGUCAGCCAUUGUUCCUGGGGGUGUAAUCCUCCCAAGUAGCCUUGUAAUGGAUGUUUAUCAUCAGUGGUGCUCCAGCAAACUCAUGUCAUAUGAGGACAAAACCUUCGUGUUUUUAGCAUUUAGCUUUUGGCUGAUAGGAACAUAAAUACUUACAUGACAGGAUUUUCCCAAUAAGAAUUAACCAUUUUGGGAUAUGUAUUUUCUAUUUUCUAUUUCAAAUAUGGAGACACACAACACUUGUCCACAAUCCCAAAGAGGUCAACAUGUUUUUUGCAAAGUUUCAUAAUCACUUUCACAAUAUUUUGCAAUCUCAAGUACAACUUGUCUUCAUUGAAAGGCUCUUACGAUUAGAAAGGCUUCUGAGGAGACAUUUACAUUUGUUAGGAGUACAUACUGACCUCUUAGUAACUUUUCUACAAUUAUAAAUGUUGAUAUAGACCCACUGUAGAGAAGGAGCCAAUCAUGUGACUGCUUCCCUCUGAAGCUGGCUCCAUGUUGUACUGUAGGAAUAGAAGUGACAUGAAGUCACAUCGUACAGUUGAACCAAAUGUAUAGGAUUUUGGGAGAAACGUUGGUUAAAUUAGAUAUUAUUCUCUGCACUGAAUUAUGUAAUCUUCCUUUCAUUCAUUUAGUCCUAAAGCACUGAUAUUUUCUGUAGCACGCAAAUGAUUGUUACGUCACUUUGUAAAGACCCACUAAAGAAUGACUGUUGGCGUGUCUGAGCAUAUGUGAGGGGAAAAUAGAGAAAUCUAAUAGAUAUCAUUUUGGAGUGCUGCUUGACCAAACUGAACUUUUAUAUUAAUAGAUGGUUUGUGUCUGAAAUGAAACAUUCCAUUGUUGGAGUCUAUUUAAAUAAACAAGUGUGUAAAAUAAUCUGUUUCCGAGUGUGAAAGAGUAUCUGCAUUGAUUUGUAAGUCCAGGCAAAGACCAACACAUAAUUGACAAUAAAAUGCUUCAGUCAGAUGAAUGAAGAGCUUCACAGGAAACUGAUGGAAGAUGAAAUCUUAUCUGUAGUCUACAAAUCAGGAAGUGUCCUUAUCUUAUAAUGAGGACAUAUGUUGGCAUGUUGAGCAUCAACAGAGGUUGCACAGUUUUAGUU